Molecule: messenger RNA, 552 nt
Organism: Anthostomella pinea
Lineage: Eukaryota; Fungi; Ascomycota; Sordariomycetes; Xylariales; Xylariaceae
Source: the annotation of a GenBank genome assembly
AUGGACUAUUCGGACCCGAACGCAUUCACCUGGCCCUACCAGCUGACCAAGCAGGUUCACCGUGAUGUUUAUCCAUCAUUGGAGCCAACCCAGCCAGAGCUGUCGGCGAAGGGAAAGACAGUGCUCAUCACGGGCGUCUCGGGGGGCAUAGGCAAGUGGAUUGCCGAAUCGUGGGCCAUCGCGGGAGCUUCCGGCAUCGUCAUUACCGGGCGCAAGAUCGAUGUGCUCGAGGGCAUCGCCACACGGCUCCGGAGUCUCGCCCCGCCCGGCACCAAAGUCCACGCCCAGGCGGCGGACAUCACCAACGAAGCCUCCGUCGUGGCGCUCUUCGCGGCAGCCAAGGAGGUGGUCGGCAAGAUUGACGUGCUGAUCAACAGCGCGGGAAGUCUGGACCUGGGCACCAUUGGCGCCAUCGAUAUUACGAAGUUCUUCAACGACUUCCAGGUCAAUGUGCUGGGGACGCAGGCGGAAGGAGCCGGCACCGUUGUCACCAUGACGACGGCCGCCAUGGGCACCGUGUUUCCCGGUAUGGCGGGCUACACGGCAUCCUAG